AUGAUGGUGGUUGAUGCUGCACCUUUGCCCCCUUUUGCAGCAGUCUCCCUCAGCUUCGGCAUGCCAGCUCUGGAACGCGGUGCGUUUUUGCGGCCCGAUGCGGUGAACGACACCAACAAGCUGGAGCUUUUCUGCUUUGCCAACGAGGACAAGAAGACCCUCUGGCUUGCCGCUCGUUUAGACAACCUGGGCAAGGGCGCCAGCGGUGCGUGCGUGCAGAAUUUGAACUUGGCGCUUGGUUUCCCGGAG
This is a messenger RNA of Symbiodinium sp. CCMP2456, 249 nucleotides long. The record is from the annotation of a GenBank genome assembly. NCBI's taxonomy places the organism in Eukaryota, Dinophyceae, Suessiales, Symbiodiniaceae.